AUGGGUACCGCCUUCGAGCAUACCCCCCUCAUCACCACGGUGGAUGUGGAGGCUGCUCCUCGGCGUCGGUAUUCUCACCAUGUCUCCCGCCGAUUCUUCACCAUUUCUCUCUCAUCCAUCCUUUUUUGGUUCUCCCUGUUCUUCGUCGCCUCCUUCACUUUUCUUCCCCGCCCUUCGUCUUGGCCCGGCUGUGGUCAUGGUCGAAGCAAAAUAGACUACGAGCAGUUGCGCCAGCUACUUCUUGACACUCCCAGUAGCGAAAAGGCCGAGGAGUGGCAAAGAUACUACACUGCCGGGCCCCAUCUUGCUGGCAAGAACUACUCUCAGGCACUCUGGACAAAGGAAAAGUGGGAAGAAUUCGGUGUUCAGUCACACAUUGUCGACUAUGAGGUUUAUAUCAACUACCCAGUCGACCAUCGACUGGCACUCCUGAAGAAGGAGGACAAGGACAACUGGAAGGUAUCAUUUGAAGCCACUCUUGAAGAGGACAUCCUCGACGAGGAUCCGAGCACAAGCUUGCCCGACAGAGUCCCCGUCUUCCACGGUUAUUCUGCCUCUGGCAACAUCACCGCGCCCGUGGUGUAUGUCAACUGUGGCACGUACCAGGAUUUUGACGACCUGCUCAAGGCCAACGUCAGCCUUGCCGGGAAGAUCGCCAUUGCUCGUUAUGGCCUCAUCUUCCGUGGGCUCAAGGUCAAGAAGGCGCAGGAGUUGGGAAUGAUCGGCGUUAUUCUUUACAGUGAUCCCGGUGAAGAUGGUGAAAUGACUGAAGAGAACGGCUACGCUCCUUACCCCGAAGGACCAGCUCGCCAACCUAGCAGUGUCCAGCGUGGAAGUACACAGUUCCUCAGUGUUGCUCCAGGCGACCCGACAACUCCGGGCUAUCCUUCCAAACCUGGUGUGCCUCGUGGGCCGGUUGAUGGAGCUAUUCCCAGCAUUCCCUCGAUUCCCAUCUCCUACGCCGAAGCUCUUCCUAUUCUCAAGGCCCUCAAUGGCCAUGGUCCCAAGGCUACGGAUUUCAACAAGUGGUGGACUUACCGGACUGGUCUGGGCUACAAGGGUGUGGAUUACAACAUCGGACCGACGCCGGACGACGUUGUCGUGAACCUCUACAACGAGCAGGAAUACGUUACUACUCCUCUGUGGAACGUUAUUGGUAUCAUUAACGGUACCAUUCCGGAUGAGGUGAUUGUUGUCGGCAACCACCGCGAUGCUUGGAUUGCGGGUGGUGCUGGUGAUCCGAAUAGCGGAUCUGCUGUUCUCAAUGAGGUCAUCCGCUCCUUCGGAGAAGCUUUGCGUCUUGGCUGGAAGCCCUUGCGUACCAUCGUCUUUGCCAGCUGGGAUGGUGAAGAAUACGGUCUUGUCGGAUCAACCGAAUGGGUCGAGGAGUAUCUCCCUUGGUUGAGCCAAGCCAACGUUGCCUACCUGAACGUCGACGUCGGCGUCCGGGGCAAGGUCUUCUCAGCCUCUGCCGCUCCUCUCCUCAACAGCAUCAUCUACGCCGCCACCGGAGCCGUCGAGUCCCCCGACCACCCGGGCCACUCCAUCCUCGAGAAGAACUGGGACAAGAAGAUCAGCACCAUGGGAAGCGGCAGCGACUUCACCGCCUUCCAGGACUUCGCCGGUAUUCCCUCCCUGGACGUCGGUUUCAACGCCGCCAAAGACGCCCCGGUGUACCACUACCACAGCAACUACGACAGCUUCUACUGGAUGAAGAAGUACGGCGACCCCGGCUUCGUCUACCACAGGACCAUGGCCCAGAUCUUCGGCCUCCUCAUCGCCGAGCUCGUCGACCUCCCUGUCCUCGCCUUCAGCGCCGAGAGCUACGCCACAGCGCUGGACAACUACGUCACCCAGGUAGAGGACAAGCUCGACGCUGCGCUCCAUCCCAAGGACAAGGAGAUUGACAUCUCUACCCUCACCGAGCAAGACAUUUCCGAGAUGCGCGGUAACCACUACAACACCACCACCACCAAUGCUGUUACAUCUUCAACCUCCAAAGCCGCCCUAGCCUUCCGCGACUCUCUCAAACGUCUCCACGACGCAGUCGGCAAGCUGACGGAAAAGGCAGCCCGCCUAGACGCCGAGGCAGAGGACCUCACGAGCCAGGCGCGCGAGCACAUCCCGUGGUAUCACUGGCACCAGAAGGUCAAGCUGUGGUAUCAGAUCCGCAAGGUCAAUACCAAGUACAAGUACAUGGAGAGGAACUUUUUGUUUAGCGAGGGUUUGGAUGGGAGGCCGUGGUUCAAGCAUGUGGUGUUUGCGCCGGGGUUGUGGACUGGGUAUUCUGGAGCGGUGUUCCCUGGUCUUGUGGAAAGCAUUGAUGCGAGGGAUUGGAUUAAUGCUGAGAGAUGGGUGGAUAUUAUUGAGGCUUGCAUUGGAAACGCAGCGAGGAAGUUGUGA
Neurospora tetraspora is the source of this 2403-nucleotide messenger RNA. RefSeq lists its product as uncharacterized. The coding region runs from base 1 to 2403 and encodes 800 amino acids. Gene Ontology annotation, molecular function: carboxypeptidase activity. The record is from RefSeq and is a predicted model, not a curated record. Lineage: Eukaryota; Fungi; Ascomycota; Sordariomycetes; Sordariales; Sordariaceae. The transcript has 5 exons.